This is a messenger RNA of Leptosia nina, 237 nucleotides long. Lineage: Eukaryota; Metazoa; Arthropoda; Insecta; Lepidoptera; Pieridae. The record is from the annotation of a GenBank genome assembly.
AUGAUUGUGAAGAAUGGAACAGCCUGUAUCUGCAAGGAGAAACAGCUGAGAUUUCGGCACACGCUAUACAGCAUGGCCGAGGUAUUUAUAGUGUACUGGUAUGAAGGGGAAACAGUCGGGGUUGAUGACGGGGCAGCUGCAUGCAAUGCGUCAGAACAAUCCCCAACGAGUAAAGAUCGCUCUUGCUCGCUCGCUAACGGAUUAGCGCAAGAGAGCGGUAACGGUCAUGUCGUUUAA